CCUACCCGAUCAUAGCCUGAUCUGGCGAUCGGUCUCUAAUGAUGUACCCGCUCUUUUCGUUCUCUCUCCUCAUAUUAUCCCUUGUAGCGGGCACUACUCGCUCGCUCGCCCACCCACGCAAACCUCACGGCGCUGACCCGCACAACCAUACUAAUGCUUCCCGCUCGUCGUCUCUCGUUUCCGCUGCCUGGUAUGCUGGAUGGCACUCGGAUGACUUUCCUCUCGCCAGCGUCAGCUGGAACAAGUACACUCAUCUCACCUACUCCUUCGCCGUCACCACUCCAGACGUGAACACCAUCUCCCUCGACGGAUCGAAUCCCGAUGUUCUGCCUCAGUUCGUGGAAACCGCCCACAACAACGGUGUCAAAGCUCUGGUGUCGGUCGGCGGCUGGACUGGCUCACUUCACUACUCGACUGCCGUUGGCAGUGCCAAAAAUCGCACAGCCUUCGUCAAAACCAUCACCGACUUCGCCACCAAGUACAAACUUGAUGGCAUCGACUUCGACUGGGAGUAUCCUGGCACACAGGGUAUCGGUUGCAAUGCUGUCAAUGCUGACGAUACGACCAACUUCCUCGCCUUCCUCCAGGAGCUUCGCGCCCACCCUGUUGGGAAACAUCUUAUCCUCACUGCUGCCACUUCUGUCUUUCCUUGGGUUGGUCCCGAUGGCAACCAGCUUAGCGACGUCUCCGGUUUCGCAAAGGAGCUCGAUUGGAUUGCCAUCAUGAACUACGACGUCUGGGGUCCUUGGAGUGCAACUACCGGUCCCAACGCCCCCCUCAACGACACCUGUGCUUCUGCCGAGAACCAGCAAGGUAGUGCAGUGAGCGCCGUCGCUCAGUGGUCCGCUGCCGGUAUUCCGACCCAUCAAAUUGUCCUUGGUGUCGCGUCUUACGGCCACUCUUUCCACGUCAACGUCAGCGAUGCGAUCGACGACAGCGGCUCUCUGAGACCCUAUGCUCCAUUCGAUGCUGCGUUGCAGCCGACUGGCGACAAAUGGGAUGAUGAUGCCGGUGUAGAUGAGUGUGGUAACGAGAGCGGUCCGGGCGGUAACUUUGACUUCUGGGGCCUCAUCGACGCCGGAUUCCUCACGCUAUCGGGUGAUCCUGCACCUCUGACUGCCUACAACUUUGACGUAUGCAGCCAAACGGCAUAUGUCUACCACGAGGAGUCUGAAGUCUUCGUCUCGUUUGACGAUGCUCGGGCCUUCACGGCGAAGGGGCAUUUUAUCAAGGAUACGAAGCUUCGCGGCUUCGCCAUAUGGGAGGCAGGCGGUGAUUUCAACGACAUCCUCCUUGACGCCAUUCGCUCGGGGGCGGGUGCAGCUUAAAGGACUCACUUGACCACCAAUCGUGAUUUGACCGUCCUCGCCCGGUAUCUGUAGUCACUAAAAUGUGAGCUUGCAUGUACGUCCUUGUGAGCGAAUGUGGGGUCCAUACUGGCAUCUCCUGUGUCACGGAAUAAAGUCGUGGUUUCUUGGUGACCUUUCUGCUUACGUGAAUUCAGAUUGCCCUACUCAGAGUGAUGAA
Messenger RNA from Dichomitus squalens LYAD-421 SS1, 1527 nucleotides. RefSeq names its product chitinase. The transcript is spliced from 5 exons. The record is from RefSeq and is a predicted model, not a curated record. Bases 39 to 1328 code for a protein of 429 amino acids. Gene Ontology annotation, molecular function: chitin binding; chitinase activity. NCBI's taxonomy places the organism in Eukaryota, Fungi, Basidiomycota, Agaricomycetes, Polyporales, Polyporaceae. Gene Ontology annotation, cellular component: extracellular region. Gene Ontology annotation, biological process: carbohydrate metabolic process; chitin catabolic process.